Molecule: messenger RNA, 1707 nt
Organism: Lithohypha guttulata
Lineage: Eukaryota; Fungi; Ascomycota; Eurotiomycetes; Chaetothyriales; Trichomeriaceae
Gene: MET1
Product: uroporphyrin-III C-methyltransferase
Exons: 2
Coding region: 1-1707 (568 amino acids)
Biological process (GO): siroheme biosynthetic process; sulfate assimilation
Molecular function (GO): uroporphyrin-III C-methyltransferase activity
Source: RefSeq, a predicted model, not a curated record
AUGCCUGCAUUGCUGACUGCACAGAAUUGCCGUGACAACAUACACCUCGUUGUUGGUGCAGGUCCUCUGGCUGCUUCGAGAUGCACAAAGUCGCUCGAAGUAGGUGCACGACCUAUACUCAUCGCGCCGGAGCACGAUGACAUUCACUUUAGCUUGGCUAAGCGAGUCGAGGACGGCAGCGUGAUUUGGACCAAGAAGGACUUCGAGGACUCAGACCUUACAACGCUAGGAAGAGAAGAGGUGGACCAUAUCGUUGACGCAGUCUUUGUUAGUACCGGCUCGAAACAUCCGUUGAGUAUCCGAAUAUCCAGUUUGUACGGACCACUACAGAUCGGCAUAACGACUUCGGGGCGAGGUUGCAAGCUUGCUUCACGAAUACGAAGAGAGAUCGCCACACUAUUACCUAGAGAUUUUGGUGCAGCUGUCGAUAGAUUAGGCACGAUCCGCAGAAAGAUUUGGGAGGAAGAUAAGCUCGCAGAGCUACGGCAAGGCCAAGAAAAUACACAGCUGGAAGAGGAGGAUGAAGAGACAGAGAACCAGAAACAUACUUUCAAUACCCUUGUGAAAGAAGCCGAACCAGACCCAGAGCUUGCGCGAACAAGACGCAUGCGGUGGCUGUCACAGAUAUGUGAAUACUGGCCGCUAAAAAGACUGGCAGCUAUCAGCGACGAUGACAUCGCUGGAAUCCUCAAUGCAUACAGACGCAAUUCACACAGCCAUCAGCAGUCAGUUCAGCAGGCUGUCGAGGCAAUCAAGGCAAGGAAAGGGACGAUCACACUCGCAGGUUCGGGUCCUGGUCAUGCAUCGAUGUUAACAGUUGCGACUCAUGAGGCGAUCAAGAAUGCGCACUACAUUCUAGCCGACAAACUUGUUCCUGCUGAGAUCUUGGAGCUUAUACCACGCAGGACACCAGUCCACAUUGCGCGAAAGUUUCCUGGCAACGCCGAUGCUGCUCAGGACGAAAUGCACGAGCUUGCCUUGGCUGCCAUGAAAGAAGGCAAGGACGUUCUAAGGUUGAAACAGGGCGACCCUUACCUUUAUGGCCGUGGUGCAGAGGAAGUUGUGUUUUUCCGAGAACGUGGCUUCCAGGUACGAGUUCUGCCUGGUAUCACGAGCGCACUCUCAGCUCCACUCUUUGCGGGAAUACCUGUGACACAUCGCGCCGUGGCUGAUCAGGUCGUCAUAUGCACAGGAACAGGUAGGAAAGGCGCAGCACCUGAACCACCGUCCUACAGGAAGAGCAAGACUGUUGUGUUCCUGAUGGCGCUGCACAGGCUGGAUGCUCUGAUCAACAGUCUCACUGGUGGCAAGGACACUGUCAACGUACGAAAACCUUGGCCUAAGACCACGCCUUGUGCAGUCAUCGAGCGAGCUAGCUGUCCUGACCAGCGGGUCAUCAGAUCUACGCUGGAACAUGUAUGUCGGGCAAUAGAAGUGGAGGGUUCACGACCGCCUGGCUUGAUAGUGGUUGGCGCGGCUUGUGAAGUCCUGCAUCAGUUGGGGUCGGACAAGCAGUGGAUCGUGGAGGAAGGAUUCAAAGGGCUAGACCAAACACCGGACGGAAUGAAUGAUCUUGUUGCACUGCAGGAAGUACGAGAUCAGUCACUGCUUGAGGAUAUACAAGCAAAAGUUGAGGCAAAGUCCGAGGUGGUUUCAGACGUGUCAAUGCCGGUGCCCACAGUCACAGAUUCACGGAUUUCGAGUUGA